Molecule: messenger RNA, 2003 nt
Organism: Cotesia glomerata
Lineage: Eukaryota; Metazoa; Arthropoda; Insecta; Hymenoptera; Braconidae
Gene: mthl5
Product: probable G-protein coupled receptor Mth-like 5
Exons: 2
Coding region: 305-1744 (479 amino acids)
Biological process (GO): cell surface receptor signaling pathway
Cellular component (GO): membrane
Molecular function (GO): transmembrane signaling receptor activity
Source: RefSeq, a predicted model, not a curated record
UAAUAACAAACCAUAAAACCAUGUGAUCAAUUAUGGCUGCAUAUACAUGUUUUAACUCUAAUCACUGUCUAAUUUUUAUUCAACUUAUUAAUAAUUUUUAUUAAAAAUGUAAAACAGAAUUAUUUUGUUAUAAAAAUGAAGUGACUCAUGUCAUCGCAUCAGGAAACAACGAAUGAGAAAAUUAUUAUUAAUUAUACAUUAUAAGUUAAAAUAAUUAUUAGGGAUGAGUAAAAACAUGAAUAUUUAAUUAGAGUUUUAAUAUGAAAAUUUAAUUUAUUAUUUAAGUUUUAAUUACAAUUAAAUAAUGUAUUUUUUAUUACUCAUUUAUUUUUUUGAGUGUUUAUAUAAUUUUGUAAACGGUAGUUCUACUAUCAAGCCACAAAAUAUUAACGAAUUAAUAAAAAUUGGAAAAUGUUGUGACUUGAAUGAAAUUAUUCUUGAUGAUAAGUGUGCAUUAUUAACCGAGACAAAUGAAACAACGAUCUGGAAACCUGAUUUUAUAGAUGAUAAUUUUCCUGUUCGUAAAAAGCAAUAUCUGAAUUUUCAAUUUAAAAUUGGGUUACCAAAUUGUCGUAAUACUGAACAUCAAUGGCAUGUUUACUAUAAUCCGUACAAUCAAAGUCAAGAUCUCCUUGCAAUUUUACCAUCUGGGAGCCUAAGGCAUAUAUUGCAUGAUCGCUGGAAUAAUACUCAAAAUCAAAAAAAUGAGCUUCAUAAUUAUGAAAUUGAUGAUGAUAGUAUAACAGUAGAGUCUCUUUACUUUGAUUACUCAUUUGGACAUUAUUGUGCAGACAAAGCAGUUCUUAGUAAAAAUUCUCUUAUUGCAACUUAUGCGAUGAUAUGUGUUCCUGCAGUUGCUUGGACCGACUCAAAAUAUCUCAUUCAACGAAUAGUGGAUCCAAUAACCCGAGCAUUUGCAAUUAGUUGUUAUUUACUUGUAGCUAUUGUAUAUUUUGUAUUGCCACAGCUACGCGAUCUUGUUGGAAAUAUAAUUACAAGUAUGACCAUGUGCCUUGUAGUAUAUCAAACUGCAUCUACCGUUAAAAUAAUAACAGCAAACGCCAGUCACGUAAGCUUCUUUAUUGCCGAUUCAGUGGCCUAUGUAUCUCUACUAGCAACAUUUUUUUGGCUUAAUUCAUUUGGCUACUUUGUUUGGAGCACAUUUAGGUCACGUAAUAUCUUUUUACGUGUUUCUGAUGGCCAGAAAUAUUGCUAUUAUUCUUCUUAUGUUUGGGGUUCUACUGCAACAAUAUUUGGAACUGCAAUAUUUGCGCACUUUACACUGGAGACCAAUAAAGUAAUUGUCGGUGAUGGAAUCAAUUAUGCUCAGGAAAGUGUUGGAUGGUUAGCAAUGUCUGUAAUUUUUGCUUCUAUAGCAUUGACGAUAAUUGUCAAUAUUUGUUUUAUUGUAAUGACUAUCAAUACAAUUAAACAAACUCGUACAUACGGGAGGAUUCACCACAAAAUAAAAUAUAGUUUUCGAAUGUUCACGCUAUUAUUUGGAAUCUUAAGUUUAGGAUGGCUAUCUUUUAUAAUUUCGCAUUUAAAAUAUGAUUCUUUGAUUUACUGUCAUAUUAUAGUGAAUAUUCUUCAAGCACUUUUCGUAGUCUAUGUAUGUAUAUUCGAACAAAAAAGGGUAUUGUUUCUUUUAAGUAAAACAUGCAAUUGUUGCAAUAGUGUACAAAAUACUACUGACGAUAUUGAUUGGGGAGAAGAAAUGACAGCUAUCAAUGCAGGAUACUAAUUACUUAUAUUAACUUUAAUUCUAUUAUAUAAUGUUAGAUAGAAACAUGAACUCUUAAUGUUUAAAACUUUAUUUUUUUACUUUUCAUACAAACGCUUAAUGUAUCAUUUUAUCACGGAUGAGUAAUUAUUAAAUAUAAAAAUACUUUGAUUAGUUUAAAUAUGAGAUAAUAAGACAAAAAAGUGACCUUAUUUAGUCGAGACUUAGUUAUUUUUAUCUAUAGAUUUUUACGUAUUGAAUUAACAAAAAUAAUGUUUAG